This is a messenger RNA of Contarinia nasturtii (swede midge), 660 nucleotides long. RefSeq lists its product as uncharacterized. Lineage: Eukaryota; Metazoa; Arthropoda; Insecta; Diptera; Cecidomyiidae. The transcript is spliced from 3 exons. The record is from RefSeq and is a predicted model, not a curated record. Bases 155 to 514 code for a protein of 119 amino acids.
UCGACAACCGAAGAGUGACCCUUCGCAGUUUUAAACAAACCUUAGUUAUAUACAUGUUAAUUAUUUGUCUCCAUUUUUGGACAAACCUCUAUAAUUCUAAUUUUUUUGAAUUCAUUCCAUAUUUUUUCAACUGCAUCCAAUAAAAUUGUCAAAAAUGAAGUUGACAUUACUAUUUGUUGUGAUUUGUGUCGUUACUUUUGCAGAAGGAUAUCGUUUUGAAGAAGACCCGGUAGAUAAAUUGGGAGAUGCGCUAGGCCGCGGACUCAACAAGGCUGAAGACGUUUGGGAUGAUUUAAACGACAGAAGUCCAUUCGAAAAAUUCCUGAAAAGACUGGGACGAGCUGGUAGAGCGCUUGGAAUGGACCCACAAGCAUUUAUAAUUAUGGUCGCUAUAAUCGCAUUAAUAUUGAUUAUAUUACUUCUGAAAUGUUGUUGUUGUCGUCAACGGCCCACCGUUAUAUAUGCAACGGCAUCGCCAGUGGUCUCCUUACCACCAUACAAACGUAUGACUUAAAGUAAACAAUUCCGAAUGCAUGCAUUUAGUUCGAUGCCAAAUUGUAUGCCAAACAAAUUAAAUACACAUCAUAAAUUUUGUAAAAAAUGAGAACGAAAUAAAUUUCGCAUUUUUUUCUAUUUUGAAUAAAAAAAAAAAUUUUGUUU